CAUUUACUCUACGAAAGAUGGCGACCACCAAAUCAAAGAAUGUGCGAGAAAAUGAACAAAAGCUACUGGAUGCUAUUGUGAAUGGCAAUCUUGAUGAGGUCAGGACACUUUUGAAAGAUCCAGAUGUCAGGGUGGACUUUACAGAUGAGACCGGGAUGACCCCACUACAACAUGCAGCCUUCAGAGGACAUAAAGAAAUGGUGGAGCUCUUCUUAGCUAAUGGAGCAAAUGUAAAUUCAGAUAAACAUGAAAAUUCUUACUCCACUUUGAUGUUUGCAGCUUUAUCAGGUAACGCUGAAGUGACUCGACUAGUUUUAGAAGCUGGAGCAAAAGUUGAUCACGUUAACUCUGUUGGUCGCACUGCAGCACAGAUGGCAGCUUUUGUUGGUCAGCAUCAGUGUGUGUCAGUGAUCAAUAACUUUUUCCCAAAAGAACAACUCUUGUAUUUUACCAAGCCACAAGGUUUGGAAAAAGAACCAAAACUUCCCCCUGAGAUGGCCCCAGCUCUCUGUAAAAUGAUAAACAUGCCAGAUCUUCACCCUGUCAAGUUAUGUAUGUAUCUCCAAGACCAUCCAGGUCUUCUUGAGGCCUAUCAAGGGAUUGUAAGAUUAUUUGAAAUUUUGUGUGAACGGAGCAUGAAAGCUAGAGACACCAAUGAUAUCUUUGCCAUGAAGACUCAUUAUUAUUCAGUGCUUUUUAAAACAGCUGGGAAAAUGUACAAAGAGAAAGGAAAUAUUGACAGUUUCAUAAAAUCCUUAAUAAGAGGAAGAGAAAGUGAUGGUUUUCCAGAAUUUCAGGAGAAAUUUCUUCGACAAGUUUUACGAGAAUUUCCUUACGCAGAGUCUGAGCUCCUGCAACAGAUGGUGCGGAAUUUAGCCAACACACAAAUAGGAGAUCACCCCACAGCAUUAUACAUUUUGUGUCAGGGGAUUAAUGGACAAAAGUUCAUGGAUCAGGAUGAUAUUUGUAGUACAUGUGGGAGUCUGAGAGCUCAGAAAAAAUGCUCAGCUUGUAAAAUGGUUUGCUACUGCAAUCAACUAUGCCAAAAAUUACAUUGGAGCACACAUAAAAAGUUCUGCAAGAAGUUAGCAGAGGAAUACAAACAGUUAGAGGAAAAGAAAAAAGAGGAGGAAAAGGAAAAAGAAAGACAGGAACAAUUAUUGAAGGACCAGCAGCAGAAAACAAAUAGUCAACAAGAAAAACAGGAUAAAGACAUAACAGAGAAUGGAGUUGACAAAGGUUCUGAGGCAACAGAAGACAUCACUGCUAAAACAGCAGAACUGUAGACUGUUAUUAUCUCCUAGUCAUACAUUCCAUCCAAAAUCAUUGUUUUCUAUGUUAAGUCUGUAUGUUUAUGUUGUGUUUGUUAUUGAUAGACACAUAAGCAUAAUUUAAACUGAGAUUGCAAAGAUACACAAACCAGAAAAACAAAAUGGCAAUUAAUAAACAAGAGUCAAUGUUGCAGAAAGAGGAAGAUGACUUGUUCAUCUCAAGUUUUAGAUCCUCAUCUUGUUUUAAAGUUCAUAUUUUAUUGCUUACAUUCGUAUGUUGGUGCUAGAUAGAUCUGUGUCUUGUUUGUUUUCUUCUCUGUUGUUUACAUUAGUGAUUUUUAUUGAAGUUAGGCAGAAUAAUAUCAAUUAUGUUUGUGCUUUUCUUUAUAUAGGCAUUAGUCUUAUAACCUCUGUUAUAUAUUCCAUAUAUAAUAAGGUCAAAAGACAAUUUAAUAGGCAGAAAGAUGGAUUUUUUGAAUUAAGAUAAAUGAAGGGUUGUAGGUAUGUAUGCAUUUAU
Molecule: messenger RNA, 1788 nt
Organism: Saccostrea echinata
Lineage: Eukaryota; Metazoa; Mollusca; Bivalvia; Ostreida; Ostreidae
Product: ankyrin repeat and MYND domain-containing protein 2-like
Exons: 12
Coding region: 18-1286 (422 amino acids)
Molecular function (GO): protein binding
Source: RefSeq, a predicted model, not a curated record